Molecule: messenger RNA, 643 nt
Organism: Chanos chanos (milkfish)
Lineage: Eukaryota; Metazoa; Chordata; Actinopteri; Gonorynchiformes; Chanidae
Product: enhancer of rudimentary homolog
Exons: 4
Coding region: 95-409 (104 amino acids)
Source: RefSeq, a predicted model, not a curated record
UCUUAAGCGAACAGCGAGCAAAUCGACUGGGAGUUAGUGCAGCAAAUCCACUGUUUUCUGUUUUGUAACAGGAUUUUUCGAAUACCUGUUUAACAUGUCUCAUACGAUCCUAUUGGUUCAGCCCACUAAGAGACCUGAGGGAAGGACAUAUGCUGACUACGAGUCUGUGAAUGAAUGCAUGGAAGGUGUGUGCAAAAUGUAUGAGGAGCACCUAAAGAGGAUGAACCCCAACAGCCCCUCAAUCACGUAUGACAUUAGUCAGCUCUUUGAUUUCAUCGAUGACCUGGCUGACCUCAGCUGUUUGGUAUAUCGUGCAGACACACAGACAUAUCAGCCCUAUAAUAAGGACUGGAUCAAAGAGAAAAUAUAUGUGCUGUUGCGUCGCCAGGCUCAGCAAGCUGGGAAAUGAAGUCAGACAACAGAAUCCAUUUUGGUUUGUGAACCUGUGUGUCCAGCUGAUGAUUGGGAAAUGGGUUGAAUGCUGUAGUGAAAAGUUUGUAUUUUUACAAGUUAUGCGUUCCUUUUUGCAAGUUUUGUUUUGUUUUUGUCUUUUUUAAGGGGCAUGUGUGCUUUAUAUUAGGUAGAAAUUUUGUAUUUAAUGAAAGCCCUGGUUCAAAAUAAUUUUGGUCUUUUCAAUAAAUGA